This is a messenger RNA of Anneissia japonica, 1735 nucleotides long. RefSeq names its product small ubiquitin-related modifier-like. The transcript is spliced from 5 exons. Gene Ontology annotation, cellular component: nucleus; PML body. Gene Ontology annotation, molecular function: protein tag activity; ubiquitin-like protein ligase binding. NCBI's taxonomy places the organism in Eukaryota, Metazoa, Echinodermata, Crinoidea, Comatulida, Comatulidae. The record is from RefSeq and is a predicted model, not a curated record. The coding region runs from base 133 to 465 and encodes 110 amino acids. Gene Ontology annotation, biological process: protein sumoylation.
GCGCUUUUUUCUUCGUGUCAAAGUUCAAAAGUGAACUUCUAUUAUUUUCUUCUCCCCCUCUCUCUCUCUCUCUCUCCCCACAUCAUCCUCGGGUUAGAAGUGUGGUUUAUAAGUAAUUUAAAGAAAUUUACGAUGUCAGAGAGUCUUACAGAACCACAGACAAAUCAGAGUGUUGAAAACAAUGAAAACACCACAUCAAGUAGCACGAGUACCAGUGAAUACAUCAAAAUAAGAGUCACGGCGCAGGAUACAAAUGAAGUACACUUUAAAGUAAAACUGACAACUCCGAUGAAGAAACUGAAAGAAUCCUAUUGCUCUCGUGUUGGAGUACCACUUUCAUCAUUAAGAUUUCUCUUUGAUGGUAAUCGAAUUGAUGAUAAUCAAACACCAAAACAGCUUGAGAUGGAAGAAGAUGAUGUCAUAGAAGUUUACCAAGAACAGACAGGUGGUAACCAUUCAGGAUAAUGGACCGAAGAACUUAACAUGAUUAGACUUGAAACCAACUUGAAAACACCUCAGUUUCUUUUCGCACUACUUUCAUUAACAUUUGGCUUAGACAAUAAAUUUUUUAACGUUUGUAGUAACAGAAAUGUGCUGAUAAGAAAAUGAGGUGAUCCUACUGAUGAUGCAGAGGACCAAUGCCUGAAUUUAAAUGUUGAAAAACAGAUGCCUACUGGAUAAUUAUUUGAUGGUAAAGUAUACUGCCAAAGUUUUGCAAGCCUAUAUGUAUUAUGUAGGAUUUUGAUUGUAUACUUGUAUAAAAUAUAUAUAUGGUAACCUAAUAUAAUUUUUAAAGUAUAUGAUUGAAUGCUUACAUAACUUUUAAGAAUAAUCCUUCUUGCUAUAAUAAAAUAUUUAUUUAAUCAGGUAGUUUUUAGCCAAGAAUUGGUCCCCGUAUCUGCCUAUCAUGAUCUUUUUAAAAUGAAGUAAGAAUUUACAGCCAAUAACUUUCCAUCAUUUAAAAAAGUGAAUUUUCUUUUUGGAUUUUUACCUUGACAUGGCCUAUUAGUGUAACCAGAUUUUUAUAUGAUGUCUGCCAAGUUUGGGGUACCAAAGAAUAGAAAAAAUAAUUGUUAUAUGUAUUACCAUCAUCACCAUUUCCACAAAUUAUUACUAAAGAGUAUAGAACUACAAGAGGGCUGACUCAGUGUUUUGCUGGAACGCAAUCCUAUCUAAAAAAAGUACUGUCACGAACUAGGGGGGCAUCCUUCAAAAGAAUGUGAAAGGGGUUCGCAAACAUCUUGCGGUAGUACUUUUUCUGAACGUUUCAUUGCAUGCAUACAAAAUCAGGGCAGUUGGACCUAUUGCAAUUGUAUACUCAUUGGUAUUACUAUCAUAAUUAUUAUCCUUAUUAUAGUAAUGAUGUUCUGUUUCAAAAAGGAAAUGAGCAAUUUCUAAAUAACAGUAUUCAUAGUUAGGAUUGUAUUUUGAUCAGCAAAAGAAAUGGAAAGACAAACCCUAUUAUGAAAUCCAGUUGUUAGAUUUUCAUUUUAUAUAAUGUGUUACUUGGCAACCAAAAUGUAAAUAUGAUUGUAAUAUCACUCAUGAAUUGUUACCAUAGUUGAGCUGUUGCAUUAUACAUCUUGCUUAAGUUUAUGGGGUAAGGGUCAGUGAAUCAAUAGGACUGUAUUGUUUAUAUGAUGAUGAUUACAGGCAAUUUUUUCAUCUUUUUCCAAGAUACCUGUAUUAUGAAAAAUACCGAUACUGUAUCUAUUAAAAUGUUGUUUUCUAAAUA